Aspergillus alliaceus is the source of this 1005-nucleotide messenger RNA. Its product is annotated as TPR domain protein. The transcript has a single exon. The record is from RefSeq and is a predicted model, not a curated record. Lineage: Eukaryota; Fungi; Ascomycota; Eurotiomycetes; Eurotiales; Aspergillaceae. The coding region runs from base 1 to 1005 and encodes 334 amino acids. Gene Ontology annotation, molecular function: protein binding.
AUGUCUUUCGCCACUGGUGAUGGGGAUGUCAGACACCCACUUGACGACUUGAUGGAGGAGUGCAACAGAUUGGCGGAGAACAACAACUGGGAAGAAGCACGGGAAAAGCUGAACAGUACGAUACGAUUGUCCGAGGAGCAUCAAGGUCCCGAACAUGACAAUACGCUAGAAGUGAAAACAAUCCUGGCCUACAAUCUCCGCAAACAUGGAGAAUACCAGGAGGCUGAGCACAUAGACCGAGAGGUAUAUAGUGUCCGACUUCGAGUGUCUGGGCCAGAAAACACCAAUACUGCCAAAGCACUGAACAACGUCGCGCUAGACCUCAAAGGCCUUGGCAGAUAUGACGAGGCAUUCGAUCUCGAAGAGCAAGCACUGGAGAUAUUUAUGAAAGUAAAAGGGGAGAAUUCUAGAGAGACGCAAACAAGUAUGAACAACCUUGCCAACAGCUUUUACCAACAGCAUCGUUUCCAGGAUGCGGCCCGGUUGCACGAGAAGACACUCAAGCUCCGCAUAAACACGCUUGGCCGAGAGCAUUUCGAAACAAUCAUGGCCAUGGACCUGCUUGGAGUCGACUAUCGAGAGCUAGGCCAUGUGGGAAAGGCUGUGCAGUAUCAGGAGGAGGCAAUCGAGCUUGCGAGGAGGAUCCUGGGCGAAGCGGAUGAAACCACCAUUCGGUGUUCGAUAAACCUGGCAUCGACAUAUCAGCAAAGUGGGAUGGCCAAUGGCAAAGAGAAAGCGCUGAGUUUGCUAGAGCAUGUCUUGGAGCUAUCUCGUCGCGCUCUCGGCGAGGAGAGUCCGGAAACUGUGGGCAUCAUGAACAAUCUCGCAGUGGCGUACGUCAAGGCCGGCAGACUACAUGAUGCCCAGCCACUGCUUAGAAAUGCCUACGAGUUUAAUCGAAGAACAUUAGGCCCGAGCCAUCCGAAGACUCGAGCCUCGGAAGGCAAUUACGACUAUGUUAUGGAGAAGCUAGGCUUAACUCGAGCAAACACCUUUCAAUUCUGA